Trifolium pratense (red clover) is the source of this 1034-nucleotide messenger RNA. Its product is annotated as gamma carbonic anhydrase-like 2, mitochondrial. NCBI's taxonomy places the organism in Eukaryota, Viridiplantae, Streptophyta, Magnoliopsida, Fabales, Fabaceae. Bases 83 to 844 code for a protein of 253 amino acids. The record is from RefSeq and is a predicted model, not a curated record. The transcript has 2 exons.
UUUCUCUCUCAUUUCAUAGUUUCAUUCCAACUCUUCCAUUUUCCAGCUCCACUUUCAGAGGUCACAGCUCGUUCUCUCUCUCAUGGCGAAUCUAGCACGCUUUACCAACAAAGCCCUCAGAACCGCAUACGCUGUAACAAAGCACCACGUGCAACCGCAAUUACUUUCAUCAGAACGCGCUUUUGCGACUGAGGCUGUGAAAUCGAUUACUCCUUCACCGGAUCGGGUGAAAUGGGAUUAUAGAGGACAAAGGAAAAUAAUUCCGUUGGGACAAUGGCUUCCGAAAAUUGCAGUCGAUGCUUACGUGGCACCUAAUGUUGUUCUCGCUGGUCAAGUUCAUGUUUGGGAUGGAGCUUCCGUUUGGCCAGGUUGUGUUCUCCGUGGCGAUCUUAACAAGAUCAGUAUCGGUUUCUGUUCUAAUGUUCAGGAACGAUGUGUUCUUCAUGCUGCUUGGUCUUCUCCUACAGGCCUUCCAGCUGAGACUUCAAUCGAGAGGUAUGUGACUAUUGGGGCAUAUAGCCUGUUAAGAUCCUGCACUAUCGAGCCAGAGGUCAUUAUUGGACAGCACUCCAUCCUCAUGGAAGGUUCAUUGGUAGAGACACACUCAAUUCUUGAAGCUGGGUCAGUAGUUCCACCAGGAAGGAUAAUUCCAUCAGGGGAACUUUGGGCAGGUAAUCCGGCCAAGUUUGUGAGGACUCUGACCCACGAAGAAACCUUGGAAAUCCCUAAACUCGCAGUUGCAAUAAACGAUUUAAGCAGAGAUCAUUAUAAUGAGUUCCUUCCAUAUUCCACAAUAUAUUUGGAGGUUGAGAAGUUUAAGAAGUCCUUGGGCAUUUCUGUUUGAUGUUCUUUGUUGUUAUUCUUUAAUGUAUGUGUUAGCUGGACUUUUGCUUGUAAGGGAAAUAAGAAUUUAAACACAGAGCAAGUUUUUGUGUUUCCUUUGUGCUCCUUGCUGAAAGUGUUGGUUUAAGACAUCAUGUCCUGUAUAAUGUAUUGGAGAUAAUAUGUUAAGAGAUGAGAUACAUUCAUCGGUA